AUGGAUAAAACCAGUCCAUCUCCGAUCAGGAAGAAGAAGAAGACACUGAACGCCUGCCAGCGAUGCAGGAGUCGCAAGAUCAAAUGCAGCGGCCACCAUCCGUGUCAGCACUGCUUAUCUCAAAGGAGAGAUUGUGUCUUCGACGAGAUACAAAAGAAGGUCAUUGUGACAGCGCAAUAUCUCCAGGAACUUCAGAGCCGUGUGUCUGGAGUUACCGAUCCAGCUGCACCACAAUCCUCACCACGACUGGGGGUGGCAACUCCUGGUAGGUCUCCACCAAACGAAAAUGAAGAGCUCAGGCCAAGGUGGUUGAGGACAGAGUCGGGUAUUCCGAGUAGACAGACUCGUCAUGUUUCACGAAGCGAACCAUCAAACCCUGGCACCUUUUCCAGGCGCAUCACUCUGGAUGACGAAAACAAUCAUUUGGAUGGUUUGACUAGUAUCAUAGGCGGCCGCUGCGAUGUUUUGAUCAGUGAUCACAACUCCCCAGAUGCGAUUGGAGACGAAUAUCGGCGACUUGGCCAUAGUUCCUCUUGGUCCUUCAGUCGGCGCAUCAGAAGCUUCAUCAGCGAUGCUGUUGCAGGGCCAGGACUUCACGAUGCCAUUCCAAUACCGGACGGUAUAUACGGAGUUCCAUUCAAGCAGCCGGCUCUCAAUCUAUCUGGUAUUGAAUUACCAGCUGAAGAAUAUGCCGAGUACCUGACCAAUACUCUCCAUUUCACGUUGGGCCCGAUGUACUAUUUGUUUGACAAGGAGCCUUUUCUUGUUUCCCUCCACCAAUUUUACCGAGAUCAACAUUCGCAAUCAACUCUUUGGCAGAUCAAGAUGCUACUAGUGUUUGCAUUUGGGACCUCAAUUCUAGCUCGCGAGGCUGGCAAGGCAGGGCCAGCUGGUGCAGCUUAUUUUGGUCUCGCAGUUGAGGCUUUGCCAGAUCCCCAUCGAUUGCGCCAAGACCCAAUCGAGUCCAUCGAAGUACUUUGUAUGUUGGCCUUGUUCAUGCAGGCGAUGGAUAUGAGACGGGCUGCUUACGAUCAUGCCGGACAAGCUCUGCGAAUCUGUCUGACCCAAGGGCUCAAUCGACGGUUCGACGCACAGCGCAUCACUAAGCACGAAUUCGAGCAUCGUACGAAACUCUGGUGGACAGUUUAUGUAAUAGAAAGGAAACUGUCGAGUCUCGUUGGAGUCCCACCUGCGUUGCAUGAUGAGGAUAUUGCGCUUUCCAUGCCAAGCAUCGACCCUUCUCAGAGACCCGGUCUCACGAUGGCCUUUCACAUUGAGAUAUCCUCGCAGUUAGGCCAAAUACUAAAUGUGGUUUAUGGUCUCGGGCAUCAACGUCAACUUGGCGCGAAGUUUAUCUCUGCGGUUCAAUCUAUUUUGAGGCGUCUUGCUGACACUUCGAUCAUGCUUAAUACCGAUAUGCGAAUCGAGCUCCAGCAACCACCGAAUACGCUUUCCAGGAUGGCAGCAAGUUUGCACCUCCUUCAACAUCAGUGUACCAUUCUUACCAUCCGCCCCGUUCUUUUUUUCCUCUUGGAAACAAAGCUUGCUAGUAGACGUACACCUCUAAAGCUUUCAGAUGCCGUCAUUGGUCUACUCAGAGUAUGCGUUGAAUCGGCCUUACAAGUUUUGAAGACGGUGGAGGGGUUGCGAGCCCAUAAUCUUGUCGAUUUAUUUCUCCCAUUCGAUCUCGAAUCUAUGUUUGCCAGCGCGUUUGUACUGAUACUCGUCGAUAUAAUAACACCCGCAGCCACCGAACAGUGGGAUCUCCGCAAGACAUUCAACCUCAUGGAUGAGAUGACUAUGCGAGGGAUAAUCAUUGCUGGCCCAUACAAGAAAGAUCUUCAGGAACUAGAUGAACUUCGGCAGAAAGUUAGGUCAUAUCACGAAGCUGAGGCUGAGACUCUAUCAGAGCCAAAUCCGGUCAAUGGGCAAGCAUCAGUGCCAAGCCCUGUUCUGGAGGUUGGAGAGGACAUGAUCUGGUCUUGGAUGAACACGGAAGAAACCCAUUUAGGUGUCUUGCAUCCAGACACAAUACAAUCUGCCAUCGACGGAUUGAAUUUUGAUUUCUUGGAUGACCCAUCAGGACUCGAUCUCGGAGGGAGUGAGUGGAUGUGGAAUGGUGGUCUCCCAGCAAACUCGAUUACGCCGGACCUCAAUUAA
Molecule: messenger RNA, 2160 nt
Organism: Cadophora gregata
Lineage: Eukaryota; Fungi; Ascomycota; Leotiomycetes; Helotiales; Ploettnerulaceae
Exons: 9
Coding region: 1-2160 (719 amino acids)
Biological process (GO): regulation of DNA-templated transcription; DNA-templated transcription
Molecular function (GO): DNA binding; DNA-binding transcription factor activity, RNA polymerase II-specific; zinc ion binding
Source: RefSeq, a predicted model, not a curated record